Scaptodrosophila lebanonensis is the source of this 2976-nucleotide messenger RNA. RefSeq lists its product as uncharacterized. Gene Ontology annotation, biological process: positive regulation of mitochondrial translation; mitochondrial tRNA 5'-end processing. Gene Ontology annotation, cellular component: nucleus; nucleoplasm; mitochondrion. Gene Ontology annotation, molecular function: tRNA binding. The transcript has 8 exons. The coding region runs from base 1 to 2889 and encodes 962 amino acids. NCBI's taxonomy places the organism in Eukaryota, Metazoa, Arthropoda, Insecta, Diptera, Drosophilidae. The record is from RefSeq and is a predicted model, not a curated record.
AUGAAGAAAUUUAAAAUGAAAAUAUUUCGUAAAUACGAAGAUUUCCUGAAGCCCGAGGACUUUUCGGAUUCAGAUGGCGCGGAGCUCUUAAAUCUGUCAAUCACUGACUUUAAUGCGCGCGGUGAAGUUGCCAAUCCUCGAGCACCGUGUGUCGUUACAACUAUCGAUCCGGACUAUAUUAAAGAUGCAAGUCGACAGCGUUUGUCUAAAAAGUUCCGCAUGAAAACUGAUAUAUUACGUUUACGUGAAAUAACCCGGAACAAGUUUAUGUAUUAUUCCACACAAGAGAUGUUUCUGGAUAAAAAGCGAGAAAUAGAACAACAAAAUCAAAUAUAUGUGGAUGCUCAAGUUUUUCACAAGUUUGCAGAGGAAUCGCUGAAGAAAAUGGAAGCACGCGAAUUCAAGAAAAUGCUGGAGGCUCAAGAAAAGCUGAAGAAGCUGAAGGAAAACAAGGUGGCCGAAGAAUUAAACCAAGUCAAACUGGAGCAUCAACGCGUUCUAAUGGAGGUUCAAGAGGUCUACGGACGUUUUCAGUACAUGCUCAAGCUGAUUAGCUAUUUUGAUGAUACCAUCGAGCAGCAGCAGGAAGACGCUGAAGAGUCUAGCAACGGGCUAGUUAUGCCCAAGGAAAUAGUCUCUAUGGAAAUUAACGAACGUCAUCCGGCUGGAAUGGCGCAGGUGCAGCAAGUUCAGGAAUAUAUGGACAAAGUUGUGCGACCGUACCUCGCUAAACGCAACCAUCUAAAUGCCGAAAUUUGGAUAAAGGGCUAUGAGAAAAACCGAAUGAAAGUAUCUAACUACAAUCGCCGCUUCACUCAGCUAGCACUAUUGAAUCAUCUUGUAGGCAUUAUACAUCAUAAGGCGCAAAAAACUUAUCAACGGCAAGUGGUUGCAAAGGCAUUCCUAAAAGAUCCAGAUUUUCUCCAGAGGCGCGUGGCCGCAUUAGAGAAACGGGCUCAUGACCUAUUAAAUGGAUAUGAGCAGAAAUAUUGCAAAGAUAAACUUAACAUGAAGCUCAAUAGCGUUGUGCCCGUAAUAUUGAAGAUUUUGCAAAACAAGGUACACGCAGAGGAGCAAAAGGACGCAGGACCUACAAAAUCGCUGGAAAAAUCAUCCAAGCAAUGGCGCACUGUUGAAGAUAUGCAGGCAACAGCACCAGCUUCUAAGACCGCUACAUACGAGGAUGAACAGGACACAACAUUGGCUAAAGUCGAAAAAAUACAGUCCUAUGCUUUGGAGCUGAUGGGAAAAUUAGAUAAAAUUCCACCAGUUGAAUUGCGCAGUAUUGAGCAGCGAGUACGUCGACGCAUGGAGAAGGAAAAGGAAACAUCUCGACGCGCGCUCGUUAAACAAAAUCGGCUACACAAUUGGAUGGAGCACUUUAAAAAGCAUCAUCCUCCAAUAUCUAUUGGUUUUCGUUUAAAUAUUAAUAAAAAUAUGCUGAAAACCAUAGCGCGAUUUAGAGUAUGCAACGUAUUACUCAAAGGCAGUCCUCUGACACGUAAUGACGUCUAUCGCAACUUAACUGUGUCAUUGAAAUCGUUUGCGCAAUCACCGGGCGAUGAUACUGCAGCCGGCGGUGGACAACUAGAGACGUCAAGCAAAGGAAAUCCUUUUGCACAAACCACAUUAGUGCAAGAGAAUGCAACGUCCGUGCCAGAAGCCGAUCGUGGACAAUUAGAGACACCAAGAAAAUCAAAUCCUUUUGCACAGACCACGUUAGUGCAAGAGAAUGCAACACCCGUGCCCGAAGCCGAUCGGGAAAAGCGAUUAAAGGUGCUACAGCUUGAAGCCGAUAUUGCACAUCAGGAAGGACGUCGCGUUCCUCAAUUAGGAUUUUUCCAGGACCACCACUGGGAGCAUGUGCUGACAUUACCAACCAAAUCAGCGCGCAUAAAAUACUAUGGAUACCUCUGGCAAAUCGAAAUGAAGAAAGAGUCGGAGAAGCGUAAAAAGGAACUGCGGGCUGAAGAAACUGAACGUCGUUUGGAAGAAAUGCGUAAGGAGCGUGAGGAGAACACUCACAUCAUCUAUGGCCUGGGUCACACAUCGCUGUUUCUGCGCAUUUACGACUCGACAAUUAAUCACUGGAUGAAUAAUCGCCUUACGCGAGCCAUGCAAUUUGCGCCAAAGUUAGUUCUGGAUUGCUCCUACGAUGCUCACAUGAAUAAUCGCGAAGCAUCGUAUGCUGCUAAGCAGCUGAUGCUUAGCUUUGCAGAGAAUCGCGCCAAUGAUGAACCUUUCGAUCUGCACUACUGCAACUUCAACAACGAUAGCGUGUGCAUGCAGGCCCUGAAGCGUUACAUACCGCCGAUGUUUAACCCAGAGUUUCCGAUGAAUAUUCACAAAAAGUGCUUUACAGAAUUGUUUCCCAAAGAGAAUCUGGUCUACCUAACCCCGCACUGUCGUGAGGAACUCAACACAUACAAUCCUGACGAUGUUUACAUUGUGGGGGCCAUGGUUGAUACUAUGAACAACGAACCCCUUUCACUCGCAAAGGCAAAGCGUUUGGGACUGCGUAUGGCACGACUCCCAUUAGAUCGUUACCUUCAGUGGGGUGCGUGUUCUGGCAAAUCACUGACUCUUAAUCAAAUGAUUAACAUUAUGUUGGACUUGAAGAAUACCGGCGACUGGGAUGUGGCCUUAAAACAUGUACCACGCCGGAAAGUUGUGGACAUGUCUCGGGAGCAGGAGCGAGGUCGCAAGGCACUUUUUAAUCGUGCAGAUAAACUUAAUGUACGAAUCGAUAGUAUAAUGAAGCCAGAACGAGAUGGACGCCGGGCGACAGUAUUCAACACACCUCAACAGGUGCGCAGCCACAAGGAGGGCAUGGAGUUCGAUUUGAACAGCUGGGCGACGGGGAAAAAGAAACGAAGCCAAAGCAGUUGAAUUUUUUUGUCUUCCUGCAUAAUACAAAUUUAGAUUCUAUAAUUGAAAAAUUAAAUAAUCAAUAAAUUGUAAAUUAAUUGUUAGAAA